Cyphellophora attinorum is the source of this 1332-nucleotide messenger RNA. RefSeq lists its product as uncharacterized. The record is from RefSeq and is a predicted model, not a curated record. NCBI's taxonomy places the organism in Eukaryota, Fungi, Ascomycota, Eurotiomycetes, Chaetothyriales, Cyphellophoraceae. The coding region runs from base 1 to 1332 and encodes 443 amino acids. Gene Ontology annotation, biological process: extracellular matrix organization; cell adhesion. Gene Ontology annotation, cellular component: extracellular matrix. The transcript is spliced from 4 exons. Gene Ontology annotation, molecular function: cell adhesion molecule binding.
AUGCUUCUCUAUGUUGCUUGCUUUGCUGCUUGUCUCGCGGCGCUGUGCUCAGCGCAGGAGCUCAACUUCAAUCAGACGUGGAACCUCACCACCGUACUCAGCAAUCAAGCUCAACUGACACAAUUCACCACUCAUCUGAACGCAUAUCCGGCGCUGUUCUCGACGUUGGCGAACGCGAACGUUACCAUCCUUGCGCCGUCCAACGAAGCAUGGUCGAAGUACUCUGGUGACGAUGGGCACUCUGCCAACGAUACAGCAUUCCUCGAGUCACUACUGUCCUACCACAUCGUCAAAGGUGUCUAUCCUUCGGUGGUCCUAAAAGAAGACGUCAAAUUCCUCCCCACACUUCUUGGUCCAGGCCAGUUUGCGAACGUAACAGGUGGAUUGCAUCUGGGGGCAUACCCUGCUGAAGGGAAUGUCGUCUUCGAGACUGGGCUCAAAGAGCGCUCUGGACUUGUGACUGCGGACAUUGCAUACACAGCCGACAAUAUCUCUGUCGUCGGAAUCGUCCACAUCGUUAACGAGGUCUUCCGGAUACCUAUUGCCGAAGUUACCACAGUCACGGACGUGGGAUUGAACGAUGUAGCCGCCCUACAGCUUACCCAGCCCGUCGACCAGAAACUUGUGGGAUUCCUCGGUUUGGAGUCGGACUGGACCAUGUUCGCACCGAAAGCAGCCAAAGGCGCCUUCCCCUCCACCGACGCAGAGAGCUUCGCCAUCCAAGAGUACCACUUCAUCAAAGGCCAAGUUCUGUUCAGCUACAACUUUACCGAUCGCAGAGAAGUCACGACUGUCAAUGGGAAGAAUUUGACGUUCUAUGUUGCGCCGAAUGGUACGAGAUAUGUCAAUGAUGCGAUGAUUGUGGACUCCGACUACCUCAUUUCUACGGGGGUGUUCCAUGUGAUCGAUACAGCGCUGGACCCGCGCAUUGAAGACGCAAGACCGAGCUAUCUCAAUGCUACGGACUCGUCAUCGACGGGCCAGCCUGCUUCUUCUUCCAGCGCAGGUCUCAGCUCUGGCGCAAAGGUCGGCAUAGGCGUCAGCGUGACAAUAGUCAUCCUGGCCAUACUCGGCGUCACAGCCUUUUUUCUGCUUCGGAGACGCAAGAGGCGUACUGGGCCGCCGAGCGAGCUGCCUGCGACAGCGACAAAGGCAGGAGGGUGGCGAGAGAUGCACCAGAUGUCUGAUGACAAACAUCCACAGGAGAUGCAGGGUGCGAACAGUGUGCAUGAGAUCCACAGCGAAGGCAGAUCCGGACGUGGCGAAAUGGAGGGAUCUUCCGAAGGGACGCGAAGUCGUUAUGGAGGAAGUCAGCCUUACGAAAUGCAAUGA